AUGAGCAGUGAUGCUGAGAUGGCCCAGUACGGGCCGGCCUCCGUCUAUUUGCGCAAACCUGAGAAGGAGCGCAUCGAGGCGCAGAACCGGCCAUUUGACGCCAGGACUGCCUGCUUUGUGCCAGAACCCAAGGAACUCUACAUCCGAGGUGUUAUCCAGAAGAAAGAAGGUACCCAAGUCACUGUGAAGACAUCCGCAAAUGAGACUGUUACGGUCCGUGAAGAAGACUGCCACCCCAUGAAUCCUCCAAAGUAUGAUAAGAUAGAGGACAUGGCCAUGAUGACGCACCUCAAUGAGCCAUCUGUGCUGUUUAACCUCAAAGAUCGUUAUGCAGCGUGGAUGAUAUACACAUACUCCGGACUCUUCUGUGUGACAGUGAAUCCGUACAAGUGGUUGCCGGUGUACGACCCACAAGUGGUGUCGGCCUAUAGGGGGAAGAAGCGCAUGGAGGCUCCUCCUCACAUCUUCUCGGUGUCUGAUAACGCCUAUCAAAACAUGCUCACAGACCGUGAGAACCAGUCUGUCCUUAUCACUGGAGAAUCCGGUGCAGGAAAGACAGUCAACACCAAGCGUGUUAUCCAGUACUUUGCGACAAUCGCAGUGGCUGGUGGCAGUGAUAAGAAGGAACAGACAUCCGGAAAGAUGCAGGGAACGCUGGAGGAUCAAAUCAUCUCAGCAAAUCCUUUGCUGGAGGCAUUUGGAAAUGCCAAGACUGUGAGGAAUGACAACUCCUCACGUUUUGGUAAAUUCAUCAGAAUUCAUUUCGGAACAACAGGCAAACUGGCUUCAGCUGAUAUCGAAACAUACUUGCUGGAGAAGUCGAGAGUGACAUUCCAGUUGUCGGAUGAGAGAAGCUACCAUAUCUUCUACCAGAUCAUGACUGGGCACAAACCAGAACUCAUAGAAAUGUUGCUUAUAACUACGAACCCAUAUGACUUCCCCAUGAUAAGUCAGGGGCAGAUCACCGUGGCCAGCAUAGAUGACAAAGAAGAGCUUGUGGCGACAGAUACCGCCACUGACAUCCUAGGCUUCAGCAAUGAGGAGAAAAUGUCUAUCUACAAGCUGACUGGAGCUGUUCUGCAUUAUGGGAACAUGAAGUUCAAGCAGAAGCAGAGAGAGGAGCAAGCAGAGCCCGACGGGACUGAGGUGGCUGACAAAGUGGCCUUCCUCAUGGGUCUGAAUUCUGCCGACCUACUGAAAGGGCUCUGCUACCCCCGUGUCAAAGUGGGCAAUGAGUAUGUCACCAAGGGCCAGACGGUCCCCCAGGUGGCCAAUUCAGUUGGUGCCCUGGCCAAGUCUGUCUAUGAGAAGAUGUUCUUGUGGAUGGUGAUACGCAUCAACGAGAUGCUGGACACCAAACAGCCACGGCAGUUUUUCAUUGGAGUCUUGGACAUUGCAGGAUUUGAAAUCUUUGACUACAACAGCAUGGAGCAGCUGUGCAUCAACUUCACCAACGAGAAGCUACAGCAGUUUUUUAACCACCACAUGUUUGUACUGGAACAAGAAGAGUACAAGAAAGAAGGCAUUGACUGGGAGUUCAUCGACUUUGGAAUGGAUCUCGCAGCUUGCAUUGAGCUCAUUGAAAAGCCAAUGGGUAUCUUCUCCAUUCUUGAAGAGGAGUGCAUGUUCCCAAAGGCAUCAGACACAUCCUUCAAGAACAAACUCUAUGACCAACAUCUUGGGAAAAACAAUGCUUUCCAAAAGCCAAAGGUUGUCAAAGGAAAGCCGGAGGCUCACUUCUCCCUGGUGCACUAUGCUGGAAUAGUGGACUACAACAUUACCGGCUGGCUGGAGAAGAACAAAGAUCCACUCAAUGAGUCUGUGGUGCAGCUAUACCAGAAGUCCUCUUUAAAACUAUUGUCUUUCCUCUAUGCCUCCUUUUCUGGGGGUGAAGCAGCUGAGAACUCCGGUGGUGACAAAGGUGGGAAAAAAGGGGGAAAGAAAAAAGGUGGCUCCUUUCAGACAGUGUCCGCAGUUUUCAGGGAAAAUCUUGGAAAACUGAUGACUAACUUGAGGAGUACUCAUCCUCAUUUUGUACGCUGUUUGAUUCCCAAUGAGGUCAAAACACCAGGUAUCAUGGACAAUCACUUGGUCAUCCACCAGCUGCGAUGUAAUGGUGUGCUGGAAGGAAUCCGCAUCUGUAGGAAAGGAUUUCCAAGCAGGAUUCUCUAUGCUGAUUUUAAGCAGAGAUAUCGAAUCUUGAACGCCAGUGCAAUCCCAGAGGGACAGUUUAUUGAUGGCAAGAAAGCUUCUGAGAAGCUUCUGGGGUCCAUUGACGUUGAUCACACUCAGUACCGCUUUGGCUCCACAAAGGUCUUUUUCAAAGCAGGUCUCCUGGGAAAUCUGGAGGAACUGCGAGAUGAAAAGCUGGCAUCUCUUGUGACACAGACGCAAGCUGUUUGUCGAGGUUAUCUCAUGAGAAAGGAAUAUUCUAAUCUUAUUGCCCAAAAAGACUGUGUGUGGAUUCUACAAUACAACCUGCGCUCCUUCAUGAAUGUCAAACACUGGCCAUGGAUGAAGCUUUUCUUCAAGAUAAAGCCUCUGCUCAAGAGCGCAGAGACAGAAAAGGAGAUGGCCACUAUGAAAGAAGACUUCAUCAAAUGCAAGGAGGACCUGGCCAAGUCAGAGUCCAAGAGGAAGGACCUGGAGGAGAAAAUGGUUUCUCUGCUGCAGGAGAAGAAUAAUCUCCAACUUCAAGUACAAUCUGAUGCGGAGACCCUCUGUGAUGCAGAGGAACGGUGUGAGGGUUUGAUUAAAAGCAAAAUCCAACUGGAGGCCAAACUCAAAGAGGUGACUGAAAGGAUGGAGGAUGAGGAGGAAAUUAAUGCUGAGUUAACCACCAAGAAGAGAAAGCUUGAGGACGAAUGUUCUGAGCUGAAGAAGGACAUUGACGACCUCGAGAUUACGUUGGCUAAAGUGGAGAAAGAAAAACACGCCACCGAAAACAAGGUUAAAAAUCUUGUAGAGGAGCUGGCCGGCCAGGAGGAAAGCAUCAGCAAGCUGAGCAAAGAGAAGAAGGCCCUUCAAGAAGCCCACCAGCAGACCAUGGAUGACCUUCAAGCCGAAGAAGACAAAGUCAACUUGCUGACGAAGGCCAAGUCAAAGCUGGAGCAACAAGUGGAUGAUCUUGAAGGUUCACUUGAGCAAGAAAAGAAGAUACGCAUGGACCUGGAAAGGGCGAAGCGCAAACUGGAAGGAGAUGUUAAACUUACACAAGAAUCCCUGAUGGAUGCAGAAAAUGACAAACAGCAGUCUGAAGAAAGGAUGAAGAAAAAAGACUUUGAAAACAACCAGCUCGUUGGCAAGAUCGCUGACGAACAAACAACCAACAACCAGCUUCAGAAGAAGCUGAAAGAGCUCCAUGCUCGAAUUGAAGAGCUGGAGGAAGAAGUGGAGGCUGAGCGCUCAAUGAGGGCCAAAGUAGAGAAGCAGAGGUCUGACUUGUCCCGGGAGAUUGAGGAGGUCAGUGAGAGGCUUGAGGAGGCAGGAGGAGCCACUGCCUCUCAGAUUGAGCUGAAUAAGAAACGCGAAGGUGAGUUCCUGAAAGUCAGGCGCGACCUUGAGGAGGCCACACUGCACCACGAGGCUACGUCUGCUGCACUGCGCAAGAAGCAUGCUGACAGCAUGGCUGAGCUUGGAGAACAGAUUGACAACUUGCAGAGAAUCAAGCAGAAACUUGAGAAGGAGAAAAGUGAGCUCAAGAUGGAGAUUGAUGAUUUAGCCACCAACAUGGAAUCUGUGGCUAAAACCAAGGUCAACCUGGAGAAGACCUGUCGCUCCCUGGAAGAUCAGCUAGUGGAGCUAAAGACCAAGAAUGAUGAAAACAGUCGGAAUAUUGCAGAUCUUAGCAAUCAGAGGGCCCGCUUUCAAACUGAGAAUGCUGAGUUAUCCCGUCAAUUAGAAGAGCGAGAGAGUGUCAUAUCCCAGCUGACCAGAGGAAAGCAGGGAUUUACCACACAAGUUGAUGACCUCAAACGACUCCUGGAGGAAGAAACAAAGGCCAAGAAUGCCCUGGCACACAGCCUCCAAUCAUCUCGGCACGACUGCGACCUCCUCCGUGAACAAUACGAGGAGGAGCAGGAGGCCAAGGCGGAGCUUCAGCGUGCAUUGUCCAAAGCCAACACUGAGGUUGCUCUUUGGAGGAACAAAUAUGAGACGGAUGCCAUCCAACGCACUGAGGAGCUGGAGGAGGCCAAGAAAAAGCUGGCCCAGCGUCUCCAAGAGGCAGAGGAACAAAUUGAGGCGGUGAACUCAAAGUGUGCCUCGCUGGAGAAAACUAAACAGCGACUUCACAAUGAGAUGGAAGAUCUCAUGGUAGACGUGGAAAGGUCGAACAGCGUAGCGGCCACACUGGACAAGAAGCAGAGAAACUUUGACAAGAUUCUAGCUGAGUGGAAGCAAAAGUAUGAAGAGUCUCAGGCUGAGCUGGAAGGUGCUCAGAAGGAAUCUCGAUCGCUCAGUACAGAGCUCUUCAAACUGAAGAAUUCAUAUGAGGAGGCCCUUGAUCAUCUGGAGACAAUGAAGAGGGAAAACAAGAACCUGCAACAGGAGCUCGCGGACCUGACAGAACAGCUGGGAGAAAGUGGGAAAACGAUCCAUGAAUUGGAGAAGUUCAAGAAGAAUGUUGAGACUGAAAAAUAUGACAUGCAAACUGCGCUGGAAGAAGCUGAAGCCUCCUUAGAGCAAGAGGAAACAAAGAUCCUCUGUAUCCAAAUGGAGCUCAACCAAGUUAAAGCUGAUGUAGACCGGAAAGUGGCAGAGAAAGAUGAGGAGAUUGACCAGCUGAGGAAGAACCACCAGCGAGUAAUAGAAUCUAUGCAAGCCACUCUGGAUGCCGAGGUCCGUAGCAGGAAUGAUGCUCUGAGAGUGAAAAAGAAAAUGGAUGGAGACUUGAAUGAGAUGGAGAUCCAACUGGGCCAUGCCAACAGGCAAGCCUCUGAAGUUCUGAAACAGCUGAGGAACGUGCAGGCACAACUAAAGGAUGCUCAAAUCCACCUGGACGACUCCCUUCGAGUUCAAGAUGACAUGAAGGAGCAGGUAGCCAUGAUGGAGCGUAGGACCAGCUUGAUGCAGGCUGAGAUUGAGGAGCUUCGAGCAGUCGUGGAACAGACUGAGAGGAGCCGCAAAUUGGCAGAACAGGAACUGAUUGAUGCCAGCGAGCGUGCAGGACUUCUUCAUUCUCAGAACACCAGUCUCCUGAACACCAAGAAAAAGCUGGAGACGGACGUUACCCAGCUUCAUGUUGAAAUAGAGGAAGCUGUUCAGGAGGCCAGGAAUGCUGAGGAGAAAGCCAAGAAAGCAAUCACUGAUGCUGCCAUGAUGGCUGAGGAGCUCAGGAAGGAGCAAGACACCAGCGCCCACCUGGAGAGGAUGAAGAAGAACCUGGAUGUGAUGGUCAAAGACCUUCAACACCGCCUGGACGAGGCAGAGAACUUAGCCAUGAAGGGUGGGAAGAAACAGUUGCAGAAGUUGGAGGCCAGGGUUCGUGAGCUGGAGACUGAACUGGAAGCCGAGCAAAAACGCUCAAGUGAAUCCAUCAAGGGAAUACGCAAAUACGAGAGGAAGGUCAAAGAGCUGAGCUACCAGGCUGAUGAAGACAAGAAAACAAACAUUCGACUUCAGGAUCUGGUGGACAAGCUGCAGAUCAAAAUGAAGGCCUACAAACGUCACGCUGAAGAAGCUGAGGAACAGGCCAACAUGCACAUGGCCAGAUUCAGGAAAUCUCAGCACGAGUUGGAAGAGGCCGAAGAGAGAGCCGACGUGGCUGAAUCGCUUGCCAACAAGAUGCGAGCCAAAACCCGUGACAUCGGGCCAAAGCCAGCCGAAGGACAAGGGGAGUAGCUGAACAUCCAGAUGGCCAGCACAG
Syngnathoides biaculeatus (alligator pipefish) is the source of this 5866-nucleotide messenger RNA. RefSeq names its product myosin heavy chain, fast skeletal muscle-like. Gene Ontology annotation, cellular component: myosin complex. The record is from RefSeq and is a predicted model, not a curated record. The coding region runs from base 1 to 5841 and encodes 1946 amino acids. NCBI's taxonomy places the organism in Eukaryota, Metazoa, Chordata, Actinopteri, Syngnathiformes, Syngnathidae. Gene Ontology annotation, molecular function: actin filament binding; ATP binding; cytoskeletal motor activity. The transcript has 40 exons.